AUGUUUCCGAUAUUUUCAAUCUCUUCCUCCUCUCAAUACUUUUUUCCAUCCAUGACUUCAACACCAUGUUCAAAACAUUCUGAAAUGAACCUUUCUCAGAUGAAACAAGGAUAUCCUCAAAGGAAGAUUCAUCACUUGAAUCAUCGUCAUAUCUUUAAUAUUCAAUUAUUUCCAUUUGGUUCAACCUUACGAGAUUUAUCUAAACUUCCAUAUUUCAAUUAUGAUUUAUAUUUUCAUUAUGAUUAUCCUAAAUUUAGUAUCAUGAGAAAGAUCAUGUCUUUGAGUUUAAUUGUUGGAUUAGGAACAUUUGCUAAAUUCUUUCUUAAUGUAUUGAAUCAUUCUAAAUUUUAUGGAAAAGAUUUAUUUAGAAAAACCAUUGAAGAACAUUAUGAAAGAGUUCAGAGAGAACGUUCUCUUGCAAUGACGACGACGACGACCAUUAUAACUGAACCAACAAGUCUUUCGACUGAAAUUACAACAACUGAACCAAUGACAACAACUGAACCAACUGAACCAACAGCAAUGAUUACAACAACACCAACUGAACCAACAACACCAACUGAACCAACAACAACAAGCCUUUCAAGAUCCACUUGUAAACCAUUCAUCAUGCACUCCUCCUCUUCGUCUCAAAAAAAAAUUCGUGGUCUCUUAACAGUCGUGAAUCAUAAUAGCAUGUUGGAUGAACCCAUUCUCAUGUCAGGAUUAUGUCCAUUGAGUUGGUUUUUACGUUCUGAUAUCAUUCGAUAUGCUGUCUGUGCUAGUGAUAUGUGUUUUGGACAUUUUCUAUUAGGUGAAUUUUUUAAAACUGUCAAAGUAUUACCCAUCAAGAGACAAGGAGGUUUAGAACAACAUGCAAUGAAAUUAAUUGUUGAUAAAUUAUCGAGUGGAGGUUGGAUUAAUGUAUUUCCAGAAGGUAGAAUUUAUGUGGAUGGUGAAAUACAUACAUGUCGAAGAGGAAUUGGUAAAUUAAUUUAUGAUUGUGAUCCUACACCUCAUAUCUAUCCAAUUUAUCAUCAUGGAUUAUCAGAUGUGUUACCCUAUGAUGGAAUUAUACCUAGAAUUGGAAAGAAAAUUACCAUCAUGUUUCAAGGUGAUGAAAUUGACGUACAAGAUUUGGUGCAGAAGGGUAGACAAGGUGAAAUGACACCAGACCAAGUGUAUGUGGCAAUUUCAAAGCGAGUCGAAGAGGGAAUGAAACAAUUAAAAGAAAAUGCGAAGAAGUGGAGAGAACGUCGAGUAAAUAUUUCAAAAAAUUAUUAUUCAAUUUUACUAACUGCUUGCUCUUUGAAAGAAUUGAGUGUGUUGAAGAACUCCUUAAUACUAUCAACCUCAGACCAAAAGGCAAGAAAAUCAACAGCUGUAAGAUCAUUGAGACAUGAAAUCAAUUGUGUGAAGAAAUGUUACAGCCAAUAUUAA
Molecule: messenger RNA, 1419 nt
Organism: Naegleria lovaniensis
Lineage: Eukaryota; Heterolobosea; Eutetramitea; Acrasida; Naegleriidae
Exons: 1
Coding region: 1-1419 (472 amino acids)
Biological process (GO): phospholipid metabolic process
Source: RefSeq, a predicted model, not a curated record